CUUUCUGGAACUUCACAAAAUCUUCCUCUAUGAUCCUGAAAGCAACAAUCUGAAAACCAAGUUUCAUCAUGGCAAUGCUGAGAAGUCUUCUGCUUCUUUUCAUUGUGUUCUCUGUGGGGAACACAGAAGUUAAAAAAUGUCCCCAUGGAUGGACAAAUUUUGGAGUCCGAUGCUACAAGUUCUUCUCUCAGGCAGUCAACUGGGUCACAGCAGAGAGGAAAUGCCAAAGUCUGGAUGCAAAUCUCGCAUCUGUACAAAGCAAAAUAGAACAGGAUUUUCUCCUGAGUCUGUUGCCUUCUUCUUCCACACACUGUUGGUUUGGUUCUCAUGAUGGUGAACAAGAAGGACAGUGGUUGUGGACUGAUGGUUCUCCGUUUGACUUCACCUACUGGGCCCCUGGACAACCUGACAAUAAGAAUAGUGAGAACUGUGGGGAGCUCAGCUACAACUAUGGAACGUCCGAUAACCGUUGGAACGAUGCAAACUGUUUAACCGAACAUGGUUAUGUUUGUGCUAAAUACCUGUGAGAUCACAUGCAGUCAUCCUGCUCCAUGGUUACUUUGAUUGU
Messenger RNA from Carassius auratus (goldfish), 568 nucleotides. Its product is annotated as galactose-specific lectin nattectin-like. The record is from RefSeq and is a predicted model, not a curated record. Lineage: Eukaryota; Metazoa; Chordata; Actinopteri; Cypriniformes; Cyprinidae. The transcript has 6 exons. Bases 69 to 527 code for a protein of 152 amino acids.